AUGCUUUACCGUCACUUAACAACCGCCGUUCGUACGGCCUCCCGCGCGCAGGCCGUGCCAAGUACCCGAAACUUCGCAACUGCUGCCCCGGUUUCGGCCUCCCGCAACCACAAGGUCGUUGUGGUAGGAGGUGGUUCCGCAGGUCUGACAAUUAGCCACCAGCUUCUGCAAUCCGGCAACUUCACAGCCGAGGAUAUCGCGGUUGUUGACCCCGCCGAAUGGCACCACUACCAGCCAGGCUGGACCCUCGUCGGCGGCGGCCUGAAGACCAAGGAAGAGCUCCGCCGUCCAAUGAAGAGCCUCCUAGACCCCAAGCUCAAGUUCUACAAUGACAGCGUUCAGACUUUUGCUCCAGAAAAUAACUUUGUCACCCUCUCCAAUGGCGACAAGAUUGGCUACGACCAAUUAAUCGUCGCCCCCGGUCUCACCGUCUCCCCCGCCAACAUCAAGGGUCUCCCCGAAGCUCUUGCGAACCCCGAUGCCCCCGUAUCCUCCAUCUACACCUACGACUCCGUCAACAAGGUUUUCCCCUCCAUUAGGAAGUUUGAGAAGGGCAAUGCUAUCUUCACCCAACCCGCCGGCGUCAUUAAGUGCGCCGGUGCCCCGCAGAAGAUCAUGUGGCUCGCCCUGGAUCACUGGAAGCGCGCCGGUCUCUACAACCCCAGCAACCCUUCCAGCUCAGCCAUCAACAUCAGCUUCGCGACUGGUCUUCCCGUCAUGUUCGGUGUGCCCAAGUACAAUGCGGCCCUGACCAAGAUGCAGCAGGACCGUGGUGUCAACGCGCUCUUCCAGCACGACCUGGUCGAAAUCGACGGAAACAAGGCCAUCUUCGCACGCCCCGACGGCGCGGAAUCCGUCAUCAAGCACUUUGAUCUCCUUCACGUUGCACCGAAGAUGGGAUCACCCGCUUUCAUUAAGAACUCCCCAAUCGCGAACGAGGCCGGCUUCGUCGAUGUGGAUGAUGCCACCACCCGCCACAAGAAGUUCGCUAAUAUCUGGUCCGCUGGCGAUGCCUCCAGCUUGCCCACGUCCAAGACCGCCGCCGCCGUGACUGCGCAGUCUCCUGUUCUUGUGCGCAACUUGCUCAACGCCAUGGAGGGUAAGCAGCUGGAUGCCGUUUACGAUGGGUACACUUCUUGCCCAUUAUUGACCGAGUACGGCAAGGUGCUCUUGGCGGAGUUCAAGUAUGGACCUGAGCCCAAGGAGACUUUUGGUGACUGGUUCGGUAUUGACCAGGCGGAGCCCCGUCGCUCCUUCUGGCACUUGAAGAAGGAUUUCUUCCCAUGGGUGUACUACACCCACAUGGUGAAGGGUAACUGGGCUGGUCCUAAGGGAUGGAUUAAUUAG
Messenger RNA from Penicillium verhagenii, 1347 nucleotides. Its product is annotated as NAD(P)/FAD-dependent oxidoreductase. Gene Ontology annotation, cellular component: mitochondrion. Bases 1 to 1347 code for a protein of 448 amino acids. The record is from RefSeq and is a predicted model, not a curated record. Gene Ontology annotation, molecular function: sulfide:quinone oxidoreductase activity; FAD binding. Lineage: Eukaryota; Fungi; Ascomycota; Eurotiomycetes; Eurotiales; Aspergillaceae. The transcript has a single exon.